AUGCCCGCGAGCACUCUACCGGUAAUUAGGAAACACUUCCGAGACCAACCAGUUGUCGAAACGGCAUUGAAUAUCCUCCGCAAGAUCAAGGUCCCUACCAAGAAAUACGAACGCCCCUCUGGCAUAUUUGGCCAUGCAAGCUAUUACGGCCGCGAGUUAUUUUACCUUUUGUUUAUGAAUGCACCAUCAUCAGAUCAACUGUCGUCGAGUCGAUUUACCAAGAAAAAUGGAAAAUUGGUGGAGGCAAUCCGUCUGCUGGAAGGGGCUGCUCGCAAGAAUAAUUCGGAUGCUACAUUUCUCCUUGCAGAAAUGAACUUCUACGGAAACUAUACACAUCCACGGGACUUUUCAAAGGCGUUCCAAUAUUACGACUCGCUGGCGGCCUUGACUGGAAAUAGUACUGCGCAAUACAUGCUUGGGUUUAUGUAUGCAACUGGAAUCGGCGGUGUUUUGGAAAGAGACCAAGGCAAGGCCCUUCUUUUCCAUACCUUUGCUGCCACAGGAGGCAAUACGCGGUCGCAGAUGACGCUGGCGUACCGGAGAUACGUAGGAAUUGGGGCCACUCCAGAUUGCGAUCAGGCAGUAUACUGGUACAAGAAGGUCGCCGAUAAGGCGAUUAAAUGGUAUAGAUCGGGUCCUCCUGGUGGUAUCACUAUGCGACGAGAGGCCUUCCGCUGGGCUGAUGAUGAAGGUGGCGUGUAUGGCGAGGGAGCUAGUGUGUCCAGUGCUGGCUACAACGCAAUGAGGGAUGUCCAUUCUAGUGCAGACGCGAGUCUAGAUGACGUCCUGGAGUAUCUAGACCUCAUGGCCAAGAAGGGUGAUACCAAAGCCACUUUUGGCCUUGGUAAGCUUUAUUACGAGGGAUCACGCCAGCUGGAAAGGAGCUACAAGAAGGCCAUGAUGUAUUUCGUGGUAGUUGCAAGAAAAUACUGGACUAAAGACGGUUCUAUCAACCCCAGCCAUCCACCAGGUAUUGACAAAAUAGCCGCGCAGUCUGCAGCCCAUAUUGGCCUGAUGUUCCUGCGUGGAGAGGGCACGGAGCGGAACUACCAAAAAGCCAAAGUCUGGUUUACACGAGGAAGGGCAAACGGCGAUUCAAUGUGCCAGCAUUAUCUAGGACUGAUGUACUUGCACGGCUAUGGCGUCGAGCAGGAUGUAAUGAUGGCUGCUUCAUACUUUAAAGCCGCUGCAGAACAGGACAAUCAUUAUUCCAAAACGCAGCUCGGAGCACUAUUCCUGGACCAAGGGGAUGUUGUCACGGCAUCGAUAUACUUUGAAGCAGCUGCUCGGCACGGAGGCAUGGAAGCUCUCUACUAUCUCGCUGGAAUUGCUGAUCGGGGCCUUGGAGGACAACGCCAUUGCGGAGUCGCCACAGCAUACUACAAGAUGGUCUCCGAAAAAGCAGAAGGCAUUCACUCUGCAUUUAGCGAAGCAAACGAUGCUUAUGAGAUAGGAGACAAGGAGUUAGCCCUUAUCAUUUCUACAAUGGCAGCAGAACAAGGGUAUGAGAGCGCUCAAGCAAAUGUUGCAUAUCUUCUCGACGAGAAACGAUCGGUUCUGUCCCUUGAUCCGAUCCUACCAUGGGUAAGGGGUGGCCGUUCAUCCUUAUUGCGCAAUGCAGCCCUGGGGUUCAUAUACUGGGCCCGUUCUGCUAAACAAGCCAACGUAGACUCCAUGGUGAAGCUAGGAGACUACUACUUUGAAGGCUACGGCACAAAGAAAGAUGUUUCUAGAGCGCUGACCUGCUACCAUUCCGCAGCGGAGGGCCACAGUGCUCAAGCAUUCUGGAACCUUGGCUGGAUGUAUGAGAACGGCCUUCACGUUGAACAAGACUUCCCCAUGGCCAAGCGGUAUUAUGAUCUUGCCUUGGAAACGAACCAAGAGGCGUACUUCCCAGUCACACUCAGCCUUCUUCGGCUGCGUGCCAGGAACUUUUGGAAUAAAGUGAUACGAGGGAAAGCUAAUACUAUCAAUGCAGAGCCAGACAUAAAUACCCCACGGACUUUCAAAGAGUGGAUUUCACACUUCAUCAACUAUAAUGAAGAGGAAGAAGCAUACCAGAGAGCCCUUCGCCAACAAGCAGCAGCGGACCCUGACGCGAUACUGGAUGAUGCUGGCAAUGCACACGCCCAAGACCAAGAUCUUAAUUACUAUGAUGAGGAUGCCCUUGACUUUGAUGAUGGUAUCCUAGAGAGUCUUAUCAUAAUUGGUCUUGUUGCCACCCUGGUGCUUCUAUUGCACUUCCGCCAGCAGCGGGCGGCGCGUCGUGCCCAAGAAGCGAACAACGCCAACAACCAGCAGCAAAACCAAGGAGCCGAUGGCGCUGGCAAUGCAGCUGGAGAUAGGGGCUUCUUUCCACAACCGGAUGAUCCCAACUUUGCAGCGUGGGUUGCUGGAGGUCUUGGACGGUAG
Molecule: messenger RNA, 2412 nt
Organism: Nannizzia gypsea CBS 118893
Lineage: Eukaryota; Fungi; Ascomycota; Eurotiomycetes; Onygenales; Arthrodermataceae
Product: SEL1L
Exons: 3
Coding region: 1-2412 (803 amino acids)
Biological process (GO): ERAD pathway
Cellular component (GO): endoplasmic reticulum membrane
Molecular function (GO): protein binding
Source: RefSeq, a predicted model, not a curated record